CAGCGCUUGCCGAUUAUGAAUCGUUCCGUCAAUCGCCAUAUUGAUUUUAGACGAAAAAUCUCAACCAGCCACAUUGGACCGUGAUAAUUCGAAGCUACACUUAAUCGAAUUAAUUUUCUCAGCUCUUUCGGAGACCUAAAGGAAUUUUUAAAUACGUUUCCAUGAAUAGGACACAAACAUAACAGCAGAUCGGAGAAAUACCAGCAAAACUACAUACAUCAUCAUUUGUACUGCAUAACAAAGCCGGAAAAAGAAACUUUGGGACGAAGCAUUGCCAACCAAACACGGUAGUGAACGCUUGGUCCUACACCAAAGUGGAAUAAUACAGUAAGAGCGAACAUUUUGAUUUACAGAUACUAACAUCACAACAGCCAGCGACAAAACGCAGAGUCUACAAUGUCUUCUAUGAAUCAGCGACAGAAACGCGAUAUUGGAUAUGAUCAAGAUUCGCGCAGAGAAGAUCGUAGACGGCGAAGUCAUUCACGUAGUCGUUCGCGUCAUCGUCGCUACCGCCGUAAAAGUGAUGAUAGUCGUUCAUGCAGUCGAUCGCCGGAAUAUCGUAGGCGCCAUGCCGACAAACGUUCACGCAGUCGUAGUAGAAGCUCAAGUCGUCGCAAUAGACCCAGCUCCAAUCGACGACAUAGAGAUUCACGUAGCCGAAGCCGCACUCCUACGCGUUCACAUCGUAGCAGCAGAAGAGAUUCGCGUUCACGCAGCUCAGAUAGGCAAUCACGGCAAUUGCGCGAUGGUGAACGUCGCCAAAAUGUUAAUGAACUCAAAAGGUCCACAGAUUAUAACCGUUCGACAACAACAUUAGAAAAUACAGAUUUACAACAUCUACCGUUGCCGAAACGUGAACCGAUUGGCGCUUAUUAUAAUCUCGAUACCGAUGAACCUAUUGACAAAGAGCGCAUACAUCGUGAAAUGGAAGAGAAAUUACGUCAGGCACUUGCUAAAGAAGGCAAAGUGUAUCCACCAAAAAAGCCAGAAGCUUCACAUCCAGUAUUUGCGAAUGACGGUUCAUUCUUGGAAAUUUUUAAGAAAAUGCAAGCGCAGCAGCAACAACACCAUGCGCCGGCAGCAACAGUUACGGCAGCGUUGGCACCAGUAGUGACGGCUCCUGUACUUGCAUCUACCUCAAAUGCUGCCGCCUAUAUUGCGGCCACAUCGACCGGCAAGUCUGCGCCACCACCACCAUUAGUCGGACGACGACGUGGUGGAAAAAUUCUCAAGACUGGCGUCGUUGCCAAGCCCAAAGCACAAGCGGAACAAAGUGACGACCCCAAAGAUUUUUGGUCACUGUACUUAGCAGAAGUCAACAAGUACAAGAAUCAUGCAUGUGAUUCCGACGGCGGCACUAGGCCACUUGUUAAGUGAGCCUAAAUAUGCAAAGAAUUGAACUUGAAUAGAGCUCAUCGAUAAAUGAGCGAAUACUUCGAGUUUUCCCAAAUUAAUCUAGAAAUCUGUGCAUAUAAAUAUAUGAUUUACUAAUGUUAAGAAAUUUUAUCUAAAUUGGAUUAUGAAUCAAUUCCACUUCUAAAAACAUCCUUUGAAUAAUUUACAUUUUGCUCUAUGAAUUAGCGUUAAUUGUAGUUGUAAGUGACUAUUUUUUAACAAAGUUAAAUGGAUAGGAUAGCACUUGAAAAAUUGAGAGAAUUACCCACACAUUUUGCUGGUGGUAUUCAAGCACGAAGUUUUUACGUGCGAGUAUUGAAAAGCAUUUAUUUAUAGCUUUCAAAAAAUACACACAUUUAUAUAAUUUAUUAA
Molecule: messenger RNA, 1767 nt
Organism: Anastrepha ludens (Mexican fruit fly)
Lineage: Eukaryota; Metazoa; Arthropoda; Insecta; Diptera; Tephritidae
Product: cytochrome c oxidase subunit 6B2-like
Exons: 3
Coding region: 397-1377 (326 amino acids)
Cellular component (GO): mitochondrion; respiratory chain complex IV
Molecular function (GO): 3'-5' exonuclease activity; 5'-3' exonuclease activity
Source: RefSeq, a predicted model, not a curated record